Molecule: messenger RNA, 3210 nt
Organism: Tetrapisispora phaffii CBS 4417
Lineage: Eukaryota; Fungi; Ascomycota; Saccharomycetes; Saccharomycetales; Saccharomycetaceae
Gene: RAD26
Product: DNA-dependent ATPase RAD26
Exons: 1
Coding region: 1-3210 (1069 amino acids)
Biological process (GO): transcription-coupled nucleotide-excision repair
Cellular component (GO): nucleus
Molecular function (GO): ATP-dependent chromatin remodeler activity; ATP binding
Source: RefSeq, a predicted model, not a curated record
AUGGAUGAGGCUGAACUAAAACUGAAGCUUGGAGUCAAUGUACUAUCACAAAGCUCAUUAGAACAGAAGAUAGAAAAUGAUGCAACGAGUUUAGUAAAUAGACAACUUCUUGAGAAUGAGGAAAAUCGUUUAGAGAGAGCUCAAAAUGCUCUGACUUUAGUAUUAAAGAAAAAAGUUACAUUGGAAAGGAAAAUUAAUAAUGCAUCAAGAAUAUCAGUUAGAAACAACUUACAAGAUCAGCUAACCAAGUUAAUGAAAACUGAAUUUAUUGCGGCUCAAAAAGAUAUCAGGGAAAUUAAAGAAAGGCUACAUGACAUAAAGACGAAUAAUGAUAAAAGUAAUAUAUCACAUCAUAAAAAAUCUGAUAGAUUGGAAAAUGAAAGUGAAAAGGAAUAUUUAAUAAGAACUGGUCAACUUACAGCAUUUGGAACUAGAGUCACAUUUCAAAUUGAAGAUGAAGAUAGUUUGUCAUUUACAGAAAACAGUCAUGAGAAUCAACGCAGUUUUAUGUUAGCAAAUGAACAAAUGAUCGAAAAUUUAACGGAUGAAUCUGAUCUGGAUAGAGAAAUAAAUAAUAACAUAAAAGAUGAGUUGGAUAGUGAAUAUAAAGAUGAUUCUGAUGAUAGUUUUAUUUCUGAUGAAGGAAAUGAUGACGAAAAAACUAUUGAUGAGGCUUCAUCUACACCUGUAAAAUAUAGCCCUGGAGAAGUUAGAGAUGAUGGAGAUGAGUUGAAUUAUCAAAAGAGACUUCGAAGUUGGGUUAAGCAACGUUCUAAAAAUCGAAUAGAUGACAAAAACAAAGAUAUUAACGAAUGGUUAAAACCUCAUCCGGAUAUCCCAGAUGCCAAGUUGAAUGAUAAUUUUAAAAUUCCUGGUGAAAUAUUUUCUUUGUUAUUUAAUUAUCAAAAAACCUGUAUUCAAUGGUUAUAUGAAUUGAAUAAACAAAAUUGUGGAGGUAUAUUAGGUGACGAAAUGGGAUUGGGUAAAACCAUUCAAAUAAUAGCAUACCUGGCAUCUUUGCAUCACUCAGAUAGGCUAAAUGGCCCUGUUCUUAUAGUAUGCCCCGCAACUGUAAUGAAACAAUGGUGUAAUGAAUUUCAUCAUUGGUGGCCCCCACUUCGAACUGUAAUUAUUCACCAAAUAGGUGCUGGUAUGUCCAGAAACAGGAAAGAGGAGGAUAUGAGUGAUUCUGAAUUGGAACAAUUUAUAAUGAAUUCCAAUCCCGAUGAAUAUUCGUACGAGGAUAUGAAAGAUCAUUCAUCCAGAACAAAAUCCCAAAUCAAACUUAAAUCUAAUAUUGUAAAUUUAAUAGAUAAAGUAAUAAAAGAUGGACACAUACUGAUAACCACUUAUGUAGGUUUAAGAGUGCAUUCGGAUAAACUGCUAGACGUCAAUUGGUCUAAUGUGAUAUUAGAUGAAGGCCAUAAAAUAAGAAACCCUAAUUCAGAAAUUGCUCUAACUUGUAAGAAGCUAAGAACUCCAAACAGAAUCAUAUUAUCUGGUACGCCAAUUCAAAACAAUUUAAAUGAAUUAUGGUCACUUUUUGAUUUUAUUUACCCUGGUAAACUAGGAACGUUACCAGUAUUUCAACAGCAAUUCGUAAUUCCAAUAAAUAUGGGAGGUUAUGCUAAUGCCACUAAUGUUCAAGUUCAAGCAGGAUAUAAAUGUGCAACCGCAUUACGAGAUAUGAUAUCUCCUUAUUUAUUACGAAGAGUCAAGGCUGAUGUUGCCAAAGAUCUUCCAACAAAAAAAGAAAUGGUGUUAUUCUGCAAAUUAACGAUGUACCAGCGAAGCAAGUAUUUGGAAUUCUUGAAUUCAAAAGAAUUAGAACAAAUACAAAAAGGAAAACGGCAAGUUUUAUUUGGUAUCGAUAUUCUAAGAAAAAUCUGUAAUCAUCCUGAUUUAUUGGAAAGAGAUAACAAACGAUUGGAAAAAUCCUAUGGUGAUGCGAAAAGAUCAGGUAAAAUGCAAGUUGUGAAACAGUUAUUAUUAUUAUGGAAAAAACAGGGACACAAGGCUUUAAUUUUUACUCAGACAAAGCAAAUGCUUGAAAUUUUGGAAGAAUUUAUAUCUUUCAAAGAUGAUGCUUUAAAUAAUAUCAAAUUUUUAAGGAUGGAUGGUUCAACAAAUAUUUCACAGAGACAAUCCCUUGUUGAUCAAUUUAAUAAUGAAGAUUUUGAUUUAUUUUUACUUACCACAAGAGUAGGUGGCCUCGGCAUUAACUUAACGGGUGCCAAUAGGAUUAUUAUUUUUGAUCCAGAUUGGAAUCCAUCUACGGAUAUGCAGGCUCGUGAACGUGCAUGGAGAAUUGGACAGAAACGAGAAGUUUCAAUUUAUAGAUUAAUGGUAACAGGAACUAUUGAAGAAAAAAUUUACCACAGGCAAAUUUUUAAACAAUUUAUAGCAAAUAAGAUAUUAAGCGACCCAAAACAAAAAAGGUUUUUUAAGAUGAAUGAGCUUCAUAAUUUAUUUACUUUAGGUGAUGAAAAUGGACACGCAACAGAGGAAUUAGAACAAGAAGUGCAAAAGCAUACAAAAGACCUUCAAGAUUCAGUCACUAAAGAAAGUGACGAUUUUGAACAGGUAGUAAGCUUAAAUGGUGUUUCAAAAUUGGAAAGUUUCUAUAGUGGAAAGGUACAAGAGAAACACAAAACAGAAGAUGAUCAUCUAAUGGAAGGCCUUUUAGGCAAAGGUUCUUUAGAAUCUGUUCAAUCUCAAAAAUAUCUUGAAGAAUCUCAUUCUAGAGCUUCAUCCAAAAUAGUUGAAAGAGAGGCUAACAAGAUUGCAGAGCAAGCGUUAAAUGCUUUAAAGAAGUCCCGAAAAGUUACCAAAAAAUAUGAUAUCGGUACUCCAACCUGGACCGGUAAAUUUGGACAAGCUGGGAAAAUUAGUAAAGGAAAGAAAAUCAAAAAAAAUGCUGGGUCAGCUAGUAUAAUUGCAAAUAUCAGAAAAGCUAAAAGUGAAUCAAAAAAUUUUAUCAAACCAGAAGAAGAUAAUCAAGUUUUGACAGAGAAUGAAUCCAUUUUGUUAAGAAUCAGGGAGUAUUUAUUUCAUAAAGAUGGGAACUUUGCAUCAUCUAGUGAUAUAAUUAAUAAUAUUGGUGUUAAACUAACAGAUCAAGACGAGGUUAUAAAGGUAAGGGCUCUUCUUCGUUCAAUUGCCACGUUUGACAAGGAAAAGAGAGGCUGGACUUUAAAUUAUGAUUUUUAA